This is a messenger RNA of Juglans microcarpa x Juglans regia, 1834 nucleotides long. Its product is annotated as spastin. The record is from RefSeq and is a predicted model, not a curated record. Gene Ontology annotation, cellular component: microtubule cytoskeleton. NCBI's taxonomy places the organism in Eukaryota, Viridiplantae, Streptophyta, Magnoliopsida, Fagales, Juglandaceae. Bases 120 to 1589 code for a protein of 489 amino acids. The transcript is spliced from 15 exons. Gene Ontology annotation, molecular function: ATP binding; ATP hydrolysis activity.
CACUUUCCCUAAAAGAAAUCUUUCCUUCAAAUUGUGUUGUUCAAUUCGUGUUUCCAAAGCCGCUUUAACCAUUCCGUUCGAUGAUUUUCCCAGAAAAUUGCCACACAUGAAAGAAUGACAUGAGUAUCCUCAAGGGACUUAUCGACUCUCUUGGCUCAAUCUUUAGCUCAACCUAUGGUUCUGAACCAAACUCCGGCCCUCCCAAUUCUUCUUCCACCAUGGAUGGUGUAGCUGGAUCGUCGGUUUCGAACGAGCGCGUAGCAUACAAGCUCAAAGGAUACUUCGACUUGGCAAAGGAAGAGAUCUCCAAGGCCGUUAGGGCCGAAGAGUGGGGCUUAGUCGACGACGCCAUUAUUCACUACAAGAACGCCCAGCGGAUCCUCGUCGAAGCUAGUUCGACUAGUGCGCCUUCUUAUAUUAGCUCGAGUGAACAAGAGAAGGUGAAAUCCUAUCGUCAAAAAAUAUCAAAAUGGCAGGGUCAGGUUUCGGAAAGGUUAAAAGCUUUGAGUAGGCGUGCAGGUGGUACAUCCACAAGUAAGAGCACCUUAACUCAAGCUCAAACAGCUGCAGUUAUGCCAGCAACAAUAAAUGCUAGAAAUGAUAUGUUACAAAAGUCCCGUGGCUCUAGAAUUGGCAAACCAGUGAUGAGAAAUCAGACAGAUAAAGUUGUAAGCCCAAAAACUAUGCAAGAAUCUAACACUGGUAGUGAAGCAAAAUUGGUUGAAAUGAUAAAUACUACAAUAGUGGAUAGAAGUCCUUCUGUUAAAUGGGAAGAUGUUGCUGGCCUUGAGAAGGCAAAGCAAACUUUAAUGGAAAUGGUUAUCUUACCAACGAAAAGAAGAGACUUAUUCACUGGUCUUCGGAGGCCAGCCAGAGGUUUGCUUCUUUUUGGUCCCCCGGGGAAUGGGAAGACCAUGCUUGCCAAAGCAGUCGCUUCAGAGUCUGAGGCAACAUUUUUUAAUGUAUCUGCUUCUUCCUUGACAUCAAAAUGGGUUGGUGAAGCUGAGAAACUUGUUCGGGCUCUCUUCAUGGUGGCUAAAUCCAGACAGCCAUCUGUAAUUUUCAUCGAUGAAAUUGAUAGUAUCCUGUCAGCAAGGCAGGCUAAUGAGAAUGAUGCAAGCCGAAGGUUAAAGUCGGAGUUUCUAAUACAGUUUGAUGGGGUGACCUCUAAUCCUAAUGACGCCAUAAUUGUCAUUGGUGCUACAAACAAGCCACAAGAACUGGAUGAUGCUGUUCUUAGGAGAUUGGUGAAGAGAAUAUAUGUACCUUUACCAGAUGAAAAUGUGAGGAGACUACUUCUUAAGAACAAACUCAAGGGCCAGGCGUUUUCCUUACCCAGUGGAGAUCUAGAAAGGCUUGCAAGAGAGACAGAAAGAUAUUCUGGAAGUGAUCUACAAGCCUUAUGUGAAGAAGCUGCAAUGAUGCCAAUCAGAGAGCUAGGUGCGAACAUUCUAACUGUCAAGGAAAAUCAGGUAAGACCGCUGAGAUAUGAAGAUUUUCAGAAGGCAAUGACUGUCAUUAGACCAAGCUUAAACAAAAGCAAGUAUGAAGAGCUUGAACAAUGGAACCAGGAGUAUGGAUCUAAUUGAAUUCGUAUUAAGAUUCUAACGAUUCAAAGCAAGCUGUUUUGCAGUGAACUUCAAACAAAAAAAGAAGAAAAGAAGCAAAAUUAUAGUGCAACUACACUGUAAAAUGUAAAUGUCACUCCUCCUCGCAACCUGAACUCUACAAAUAUAACUCGAAUCAUUUGUAUUCUUCUGCACAUAAGUGCUAUUUAUUGUAAUGGUGCUGUUUUCUUUUAAUGGACAACACUAGAGGUGGGUGUGCAGGGUAA